This is a messenger RNA of Pediculus humanus corporis (human body louse), 741 nucleotides long. RefSeq lists its product as uncharacterized. The record is from RefSeq and is a predicted model, not a curated record. Gene Ontology annotation, molecular function: acyltransferase activity, transferring groups other than amino-acyl groups. Lineage: Eukaryota; Metazoa; Arthropoda; Insecta; Psocodea; Pediculidae. The transcript is spliced from 5 exons. The coding region runs from base 1 to 741 and encodes 246 amino acids.
AUGGAAAUAUUGCCCGAGGGAAAAAAUUUUCGUCUUGUUGGAAAAACGGAACUUCCAGAAGAUUUUGUGUGGGAAUUUCAUUUUUAUGUAUCUAAGGAUUGGCCAAAUGAUCCGAUUUGCCUUCAUUUUCCAGGAAUGACUAAUUCAGUAAAAUCAAGAUUAGAAUUGUUAUCCUUGCUCGUGAAUGAAGAUGUUCUAUUAGAUUGGACUAAACCUCUUUAUCUCAAUUUCACUCAUAUAAGGAUAACGGAUUGGCUGGAAUCAUUUUAUGAAAAUAUUGGAACUGUAGAAAAAGUUGCGGGAGAUGUAUACCUGUGCGAUAAUCCAAAAGGAGAAAUCCCUAUUGAAAAGUUAGUAUUAAAACUAGAAGAUGUUGGAACCAUACAUGAUUUGUAUCCAGCUAACGAUAUGGAAGCUAUUGGAGUGUUUGAAAAACUAAUUUUACGUCUUCCAGCAUACGGAGUAUUUUGCUCUGGAGAACUUGCUGCCUGGAUGGUCCAAUCAUAUUACGGUGCCAUGUUCUCAAUGCAAACUCGUCCAGAGUUUCGCAGGAGAGGAUACGGAAUUCUUCUUGCUUCCAAACUUAUGAAUUUAGUUAUUGAAAGAGGAUAUUUACCGUACGUAGUAAUACGACCUGAAAAUGAUGCUUCUAAAUCGCUAUACACUAAAUUAGGUUUUCGAAAAGUUUAUCAAACUGCUCGAAUAGUUUUUAAGCCUUACGAAUCUGACAAAAAAACCUGA